This is a messenger RNA of Myripristis murdjan (pinecone soldierfish), 6236 nucleotides long. RefSeq names its product protein MTSS 1-like. The record is from RefSeq and is a predicted model, not a curated record. Gene Ontology annotation, cellular component: actin cytoskeleton; cytoplasmic side of plasma membrane. Gene Ontology annotation, molecular function: actin binding; phospholipid binding. Gene Ontology annotation, biological process: plasma membrane organization; adherens junction maintenance; positive regulation of actin filament bundle assembly. The coding region runs from base 437 to 3115 and encodes 892 amino acids. The transcript is spliced from 16 exons. Lineage: Eukaryota; Metazoa; Chordata; Actinopteri; Holocentriformes; Holocentridae.
GCAGUGAGAGGGACCUUGUGUGUCGGAAUUCACCUUCCAAGACUUCAGAUAACGUUACCUGCUAAACGCUGUGGAUUAAUACUAGUUUUUGUAACAAGCUGCGGAAGAAAAACGCCAUGGGCUCGUUUGUGCAGCCAUGGACUGGGACGGAGCAGCGCGGAGAGACGGGGAUUUAAAUCUGCCUUUCGUCCGAAAAAACAGCUUCUUUUGAUUUGAAGUGAACGGAGGACUGGAGUAGAGUCGCGCUGUUGGGGUUUUCUAUCCCUUUUUGACUGAGACAAAAGUUCUUCAUUGCUUUGAGAAGACCUCUAAUAGUCAUAAACGACUCAAUAAAUUUUUUUGUGACUCCCUCCUGUUUGGUUUUCCUGGAGAGCGGAGCUGGCGAGCUGAGGGCGGCUGACGGUGUCAGGACUGACCGUUGGAGUUGGUCCUGAAAAUGGAGGCUGUUAUCGAAAAGGAAUGCGGUGCACUCGGAGGACUCUUCCAAACUGUUAUCGGAGACAUGAAAAGCAGCUACCCAAUUUGGGAGGACUUUAUCGCCAAGGCUGGGAAACUGCAGUCACAGCUCAGGGCCACAGUGGUUGCUGUUGCUGCUUUCCUGGAUGCCUUUCAGAAAGUGGCUGAUCUGGCUACCAACUCACGAGGAGGGACCAGAGACAUUGGUUCAGCGUUGACCAGGAUGUGUAUGAGACAUCGCAGCAUAGAGGCCAAACUCAAACAGUUCUCCAUGGCCUUCCUGGAUUGUCUGAUAAAUCCUCUGCAGGAACAGAUGGAGGAGUGGAAGAGAGGAGUCAACACUUUGGACAAGGACCACGCUAAAGAGUACAAGAGAGCACGGCAGGAGAUUAAGAAGAAGUCCUCAGACACUCUGAAACUUCAGAAGAAAGCAAAGAAAGGUCGUGGUGAUGUCCAGCCCCAGUUGGACAGUGCUAUGCAGGAUGUCAGUGAUAAAUACCUUCUGCUGGAGGAGACAGAAAAACAGGCCCUGAGAAAGGCUCUGAUAGAGGAGAGACAGAGGUUCUGUUGCUUUGUAGCCAUGCUGCGGCCUGUAGUGGAUGAGGAGAUUUCUAUGUUGGGAGAGGUGACCCAUCUCCAGGCCAUCUCUGAUGACCUCAAAGCCCUGACUUCUGACCCACACAAACUUCCCCCAGCCAGUGAACAGGUGAUCUUGGACUUAAAGGGUUCAGACUACCAAUGGUCAUAUCAGACCCCGCCCUCUUCCCCCAGCACCACUAUGUCCAGGAAGUCUAGUAUGUGCAGUAGUCUGAACAGCGUUAACAGUAGUGACUCCAGGGGCUCCAGCGGCUCUCACUCUCAUUCUCCUUCCUCCUCCUCUUCCUCCUCUUCCUCCCACCACCUCUUCCACCACCAUCACCACCGCCAUCGGUACCGUAGCUCCACGCUACCUCAGCAGACCCCGGCCCGUCUCUCCAGCAUCUCAUCCCACGACUCAGGCUUCAUUUCUUCAUCGCAGGACCAGUACACAUCGUCCAAGUCACCCUCACCUAUGCCAGCUGAAACAAAGCCUUGUCCCAGUUCCAGCUCCUCUGAGGCAUCAGAGUCUGGUCAGCUUCACAGUGACUGCAGCUCCCCUUCCUCUCUCGCUGCUGCUACACCUCAGCACACUACUGACAAGCUCUCCAAUGGUUUUGACCACUAUGGCCCAGCUGAUUCCCCCUUCCUGCAUAGCAAUGGGGGGAGUUUGGGAUCAGGGACGGCCUUCCCCUUCUUCCCUCCCCCAUCUUCCCCCUCCUCUUCCAGUGCCACUCCCUCAUGGUCCCGUCCUGUCUCAGCCCUGCUCCCAGACCUCCCCCACUACUGCACACUGGGCUCCACCAUGGUGCCUUCAUCACGAGUGCCCAGCUGGAAGGACUGGGCUAAGCCAGGGCCGUAUGACCAACCUAUGGUCAACACACUGAGGAGGAGAAAAGACAAGGAGCCUCCAACUGUUGUGGAUAGUAAUGGUAGUACCAGCAGUGACAGCAGCCCUCUCUCAGCCCCAGCCUCGAUCCUGGCCUCAGUGCCAGCUCCAGCUGCAGCACCAACACCAACUCCAACAACCUCAGACGAGGAAAAGAGCAGGACUGUGGCUGCCGCACCCAAGGCUGGUGACAUUGAGUCCCAUGAAGAGCUGGCGUUGGCCUUAUCCAGAGGUCUGCAGCUGGAUACCCAGAGGUCUAGCAGAGACUCAAUCCAGUGCUCCAGUGGCUACAGCACUCAGACCAACACACCCUGCUGCUCUGAAGACACCAUACCUUCACAAGUAUCAGACUAUGACUAUUUCUCAGUGGCGGGGGACCAAGAGUCUGAUCAGCAGCAGUCUGACUUCGACAAGUCCUCCACCAUCCCCAGAAACAGUGACAUCAGCCAGUCCUACCGACGCAUGUUCCAGGCUAAACGCCCAGCCUCGACUGCUGGCCUUCCCAGCACACCAGGCCCAUAUCCUGGACAGGGGGCUUACCCUGGAGGGCCCUACCCCUCCACACCUAUCCACACCGGGGCUUAUCCGUCUGCUCCAACUGGGGCUUAUCCACCUACCCCUACAGGCUCCUCCUACUCAAGCCAGGGGGCUUAUUCAGGAUCCAGCUCCUAUUCUUCCUCUGGCUCAUAUUCUGCAGGGCAGGGUCCAGUUAUAGUCACCCCUGGGGUCGCAACAAUCCGCCGGACCCCCUCUACAAAACCCUCCACUCGUCGUUCAAGCUCUGUUGUGGGUACUGGCCCCAUCCCCAUCCGUACACCCGUUAUCCCUGUAAAAAUCCCCACCGUGCCAGACACGUCAGGGGCAAUUAACGGCAGCAGGAGCAGAGAGGAGAUGGGAGGAGGAGGCGGAGAGGAGAGCCCGGAUUCACCAACACUUGCAGGAGGGGAGGAGGUGGGCGUGCUGCCAGUGGCAUCUUGGAGUGGCCAGGCAUCGACCAACCCUCCCACCGUCCCCCAGCCUCACCAGCCAAGCCAGCAGCCCCCGCAAACUGAGGGAGGACAGGAAGAAGGAGGAGGAGAGGAGGGAGAAGGGCUGGAAGGACAGGCGGGGGGCAACAUGCUUGUAGCCAUCCGCAAGGGGGUCAAGCUGAAGAGAACCCUCACCAACGACCGCUCUGCACCACGCAUUGCAUGAUGACAUCACAAGGCGCUAGGAGUUACCCUUGCUUUGGUAACAAGUAACAUAUGACUUAAAAUGGCACAGGAGUAUAGCUCUCGCCCUCGUCAUAUCCCUAAAGGGGGUGGAAAAGUGUCGCAGAUAGAAAUGUGAUGUACAGAGUCAAAAGGCUUCCUAUGCUAAUAUGUCAGGACUCUCACACCUGUUCUACACCGCACCGCUCUCAUUCUGUAAGGUUUCACUUCCUUUGAGCAUGCUCCACUAUAGCAGCCCAGAAUCGUGACAUGGAAAAGGGCACAGAUCACAUUUGUGUUUGGCUUAUAGUACAAUGCGUCAAAAAUAAUGUAAAGCCUGGUUGGUUGAAAUAUGUGUUUGGACCCAAAGUAUAUUACAGACCUACUUCUGGUAGGACUCUAUAUGGAAAGAUAAUCAUUUUGAUGAUAGAUAAAAUUUCUUACAUGGGUCCCAGCAUGAAAGAUAGAGGAGCGCUUACCACAAAAACUAAGAUGUUCUGCAAAAGCCCAACCCACUGCUGUGUAAUGAAAGAGUUAAAGAAUAGGGUCCUCCUUGUAAACAAGUAAUUAUAAAGGAUGAUGUCAGCAUCACAACAGGGCAAAACAGUAGAGAAGCAUCCACCUGUUCCAAGUAUUCUUCUCCUCAGAGUAAAGGGUUGUUGAAGGACAAUGUGUAUGUUUCCUCCAAUCACAAAGACAAUAUAUUGUGUAAUAUAUGUGUGAGCACCAAUGUGGGACAGACAGGCAUCCUAACUGCCCAGUGGCUUGACAGAAGGGGUGCAGUAACUAAGGAAAGAUCACAGAUCGGCAUGGAGAGCAACACUGGAGUGUACAUAGGAUGUCGCGGCUCCAAUGGCUGGCAUUCCAGUUGAAUUCAAUCGAUUUAUCACUUGGAAGAAUGCCAAAUGGCUGCAGAGAGGUGCCACACUAUUGUAGUAGUCUUCCAUUCAGGGAGUUGCUUGUGAUGCUUGUGUUUCACAGUGCUUAACAUCUUCCAUAGAAGUUUGGAAGAAUGAAAGAAAGUUCAUGUGAAUGAGUGGAUGGAGGAACUGAAGUUGGACUGCAGUGAGACUUCAGUGACUAAAGCAUGCCUUGAAGUUAAGAGACGCCACCAGUUAAUACUUCUUCUUUUUAGUUGUUUUAGUAUUGACAUGAUUUGUAAAUAAUUAUGCACGUCUCUGUUGCUUAGGAGUUUUUCCUCCUGAUUUUCUGUACAUGUCUUUUGGUUCAACACCUUGCCAUACCGUCCUCCUGUUCCUGCAGGGUGCCAAAAUCAUCCAGUUUAACCUCCUCAAUCCAGGACGUUUUAUCAAGUAUUUACAAUAAUUGUUUGAGUUUUUGUUAUGAAACAAACUGUCCCAUGUACCCAGAUCCUUUGGGAUGUGAACUUAUUUUAUUUUGUCAUGAGUUACACAUAAUCCUCAAUGAUUUUAUGCUGAGCUUCAGAAAAAUUCUUAUAUGGUUUAUGUUUAAACAUGUUUAGCCCUCUCUUUCAGUAGCAUUUAUUAUUAGCCAUACUGCAAAAAUGCUGCGCAUUGCUCAUAUAGUGUUUAUAAAUUGUCAAGUGCGAUGGUAAAACUCAGCAUUAAUUCAAAUACUGUAAUAAAAUUGAACCACAUUUUAUUGAAAGAUAUAAGGUCCACUUACUGAGCUUGGACUGUGCUUUAUGUUGAAAAAUUAUAAUGUAUUGACAGAUAUGAGUUAUAAGCUGCAAUCAGUAAUGCCAUACUAUUUGUACUGUCAGGUUGCUGUUAUGCUGUAUAUUGAACAUUUCUGUUGUUGACCUUUGUACAAAGGCGUGAAUCCUUUCCUCUGCCAGUUCCUUUUCCUUUUGAUUUAAGUAGCUCCUAACUCCAACUUUGGCCUUUUUUUACUUUAAUUUUAUUGGUUUUUUUUCAAGUGUCAUUACCCUAGGCCCUAAAAAAAAAAACUAAUUCAAAAUCCAUUGUAUGAUUUAAGAAAAGCAUAGUUAUCAGUCUGAAAGUUCCCUUCUCUUUCCUUAAAUAUCAAGUAGGACUUCUUGGAGGCUUUUCCUCUGACUGCAGUGUUUUUACACUAUAGGCAAAAAGCAAUUAGUAUCAGUGAGCUAUAUUUUGUGUGUAUUGUCAUUUGAAUUGUGUUUCAGUUCAAGCACUGUGAGACCAUGGCUAAUCUAUAUAAGAUGUAUGAAAGUGUAAAUAUUACUCAGCUAUAGUAGAUAGUCCAAAAACUCACACAUUUUUAAUUUAUUUUCUCUCUCAGUCACUCUAAGUCUUUCUCUCUACCUAUCUCUAUUUUUAUACAUAUCAGAAUGUCAGAGUAAUUGAGUUUUUUCCUCUAUUCAUGCAUGUAGUGUCUGAUAAUGGUGUACAUUAGUUAGUUUAUCACUUCCCUGCAUUCACUGUAAGUUGUUUGUGCUAGGCAUUGUCAUCAACCCAACACACAGACACAGACCCGUCACCCAUCAGGACCACAGGAAUUGAAAUCUACCAAUGCCAGUGAUAAUGCUGGCCAGUUUCAGAGUAAAGGGCAGCUAAAUAGAUCAAAAAAAUGAUUUUCCAGUACCAGUGGAAUAAAAACAUGGGAUCACAUACAGAAACAAAAGAAACACUUUUUGGUUUCCAAAAGGAGCAGAUCUUAUUUUCUGUGUCAUGAGUCAAAGGCCAGGGCCAGAAAGUGUUUCCAUGAUAAACAGCUCAAUCCAGUUCUGCUUCAGUUCAGUCAGUUCAGACUUUUUUCACUGUUCAAAUGCUGAAAAAUUAUAGGCAUCCGAAGGUGCUGAAAGUUUUUCUGUUCUUGAAUAAUCAACCUAACAAGAAAUAGUCAUAGUUCCUGGUUACAUAUACAUUUUAAAGUGAUUGUUUUGAAAGAGAAUUGCGAAAUUAUGCUGGGAUAUGUGGGAACAUGCGCCUUUUGGACUGCACCUGGAUGUGUUCUGUGUGGAAAUGUGGCUGAAAUUCAGUGAAAACUUACUGUAGAUUUGAGGUAAGAUGUUACGGGAAGUGCUUUUUCAGUUUAUCUGCUAAGCAUAGUCCUUUUUAGAUUUGAACACAUUUCACACUGCCUGUAUUGAACCACCUUUGUGCUUUUGAGUCGAUCUGGCUGAGACUAACCUGGGCUUUCCAAAAUCAAAAAAAAAAAAAAAA